AUGAAGGACCGGCUGGAGCAGCUCAAGGCCAAGCAGCUGACACAGGAUGAUGAUGCUGAUGAGGUCGAGAUUGCCGUUGACAACACAGCCUUCAUGGAUGAAUUCUUCUCUGAGAUCGAGGAAACUCGGCUCAACAUUGACAAGAUCUCUGAGCAUGUAGAGGGGGCUAAGAAACUCUACAGUAUCAUUCUGUCUGCACCAAUUCCAGAACCAAAAACCAAGGAUGACCUAGAGCAGCUCACGACUGAAAUCAAGAAAAGGGCCAACAACGUCCGGAACAAACUGAAGAGCAUGGAGAGGCACAUUGAAGAAGACGAGGUCCGCUCAUCUGCAGACCUCCGGAUUCGAAAAUCUCAGCACUCUGUCCUCUCCCGAAAGUUUGUGGAGGUGAUGACUAAAUACAACGAGGCUCAAGUGGACUUUCGUGAACGCAGCAAAGGGCGAAUCCAGCGGCAGCUCGAAAUCACUGGUAAAAAGACCACAGAUGAGGAGCUGGAGGAGAUGUUGGAGAGUGGAAACCCUGCCAUCUUCACUUCUGGGAUCAUUGACUCUCAGAUUUCCAAGCAAGCCCUCAGUGAGAUCGAGGGGCGGCACAAGGACAUCGUGAGGCUGGAGAGCAGCAUCAAGGAACUCCAUGACAUGUUUAUGGACAUUGCCAUGCUGGUGGAGAAUCAGGGCGAGAUGUUAGAUAACAUAGAACUGAAUGUCAUGCAUACAGUGGACCACGUGGAGAAGGCACGGGAUGAAACUAAAAAAGCUGUGAAAUACCAGAGCCAGGCCCGGAAGAAGUUGAUAAUUAUCAUUGUGGUAGUAGUUGUGUUGCUGGGCAUUUUAGCGUUGAUUAUUGGACUUUCCGUUGGGCUGAAAUAA
Messenger RNA from Pipistrellus nathusii (Nathusius's pipistrelle), 870 nucleotides. The record is from the annotation of a GenBank genome assembly. Lineage: Eukaryota; Metazoa; Chordata; Mammalia; Chiroptera; Vespertilionidae.